AUGAAGUCCCAAUUCCUCCUCCCAGCGGCACUGCUGACUCUCACCCAUGCCGCCACAAUCCCCGAAUCCGCAAAACCAAUCAUAGUCCCAGACUCAGUCCUCGACGCCGCCAUCCGUGAACCACUCCAAAACUUCAUCACCGGCCCCGUCCAUGGCAUAGACCCCUCCGCCUUCUUCUCAGUCACCACCCUCUCUGAGAAUGACGAAUACAAACUCGCCGCCGCGGGCGAGGUAGCCUGGGCCGCCAUCGAGCUCGAGGUCUCAGCCGCCUUCGUCGGCUCCGACUCCAUCUCUGCUUCUGACGAGGGCGAGAACCUGCGUGAUGCCGCAACCGUCGCGAUGAACUCCAUUGCGAGGAGCGGUGUCCCUCCUCCUCCUCCCCACCCUCCUCAUUCGGACCCCCCGCACCGGGAGCCGCAUGGGCACCAUGAGGGUAUCACUAGGGAACAGCUUUGUGAAUAUUACAAGGGCAUUGCGUGGAAGACUGGGGGCUUGCAGACUGCUGUGUAUCAGUGGCAGUAUGAAUAUGUUCCUUGGCUCGUUCACAACAAGGGACCUUACAUUGUUGUCCUAGACGGCCUCCGUCACAUCGAAUGGGUCCUCUGGAAAAUUGAACAAGCCCUCGUCAACGCACACUUCCACUACGAAGAUGAACUCGACAUCCUCGCAUGCUACCAAGAGUACUCCGGCCGCGAACUCCAAAUCACCCACGUCCCAACAACAGCUCCCGCCCUGCCCACCCAAACAACAGCAAACAUGACGAUCGGCCUCCCAUCAAACACAAUGGCCCACCACCCCCGUGCCCUCGACGAGCAACUCGUCACCACCACGGUCACCAUUCAACCCACCAGGCCCACCACACCGCCGCCACCAGGACAUCCAGAGAACAACAACAACAACAACAACAACAACAACAACAACAACAACAACAACAGACCCGAAGAGGCCGGCACCUCGUGGCCUCACCUCCCCUGGCGCCGCGAUCACCCGUCCCUGAAGAAGCUCCUUCGCCUCAUCACGGCCAAGGCACCCGUGUCAAAGUACCAGUCGUACGCGAACCACCGCAUUUACAAUGUCUUGAAGCAGCUCGAGUACACCGCGUUGGCUUCAGCCAAUGCCCUGCACAGCAAGUUGAAGGAUCCGCACCACCAGUCUUUGCUCGACUACGAUAUCUGGAAGGGGCAGGGUAUUAACCACGCCUUUGAGGUGGCUAUCAACGCGUAUGAGGUCAAAUGA
Molecule: messenger RNA, 1236 nt
Organism: Colletotrichum fioriniae
Lineage: Eukaryota; Fungi; Ascomycota; Sordariomycetes; Glomerellales; Glomerellaceae
Source: RefSeq, a predicted model, not a curated record